Molecule: messenger RNA, 1122 nt
Organism: Gordionus sp. m RMFG-2023
Lineage: Eukaryota; Metazoa; Nematomorpha; Gordioida; Chordodea; Parachordodidae
Product: succinate dehydrogenase [ubiquinone] iron-sulfur subunit-like
Exons: 6
Coding region: 28-912 (294 amino acids)
Biological process (GO): respiratory electron transport chain; aerobic respiration; tricarboxylic acid cycle
Molecular function (GO): electron transfer activity; 2 iron, 2 sulfur cluster binding
Source: RefSeq, a predicted model, not a curated record
CAAAUCCAAAGAACACCUAUCUUUAUUAUGGCUCUACAAUUUAAGAAUUUUUCAUUAUGCUAUAUAUAUAAAUGUGUUAAUAUCAGAGGCUUAUUAGUAAAUUCAAUUGCUAGUUAUACAACAUCAUCUUCAGCCAUUACACAUGAUAAAAAUCCAAAGAAAAUAUUUUCAGUCUAUCGCUGGAAUCCAAGUAUAAAGAAUACACCAUAUAUGCAAAAUUAUGAGCUGGAUUUAAAUAAAUGUGGGCCUAUGGUCCUUGAUGCAUUGAUUAAAAUUAAAAAUGAAAUUGAUCCAACACUAACUUUUAGACGUUCAUGUCGAGAGGGUAUAUGUGGCUCAUGUGCAAUGAAUAUAUCAGGAUCCAAUACACUUGCAUGUACCAUGAGUAUAGAUAAAACUUAUAAUGUUACUAAAAUAUAUCCACUUCCACAUAUGUUUGUUAUUAAGGAUUUAGUUCCAGAUAUGAAUAAUUUUUACCAACAGUAUGCUUCUAUUGAACCUUAUCUUCAAAGAAAGGAAUUGCCAUCACAUAAACAAUUAUAUCAGAGUCCUGAAGAUAGAGCCAAAUUGGAUGGAUUGUAUGAAUGUAUUCUUUGUGCUUGUUGUUCUACCGGGUGCCCAAGUUAUUGGUGGAAUAGUGACAAAUAUCUAGGUCCGGCCACAUUAAUGCAGGCAUAUAGAUGGAUAAUUGACUCACGCGAUCAAGCUACGCAUGAAAGAUUAGCAAAGCUUGAAGGCAAAUGGAAACUUUUCAAGUGUCAUACCAUUCUUAAUUGCACUAAGACAUGUCCAAAGCAUUUAAACCCAGCAAAAGCGAUAUCAGAACUCAAAAAAAUGAUGACAGGCUGGACAAAUAAGCAAGCAACACCAACGCCUCCUAAUUUCGAUAAAAAUAAUUCAAUAACCGGCUAAAUAGCAUAAUAUUUUUAGGUAAUUAAUCCAGAAUCAUUAAUCAUCCUCUGAUAAUAUUAAUCUUUAUAUACUUCUUAAAUCUAUUCAUGAUUAUAAUCUUAUAUUACAUUUUUUAAAUAUAAAAUUAGUUGAUAAUAAUUGAUAAGGACAGUUUAUAGAUUUACCAUAUGCUAUACAUUAGAGAUUAUUUAGCUUUAUCUAUUUAUAAUA